AUGGCAUCAAAUCCCAAGCCUCUUCUUUUACUUCACCUUCUCUUGCUCUGCAUACUUUCAUUACAGAUUACAGCAUCACCAGCAACACAAGCAGAAGCUCUUGUCAAAUGGAUAAACACUCUCUCCCCUCUUCCCCCUCGUUCUCCUCUCGCUUCAUGGUCCCUCCGGAACCUCAACAACCUUUGUAAAUGGACAAGCAUUGUCUGCGACUCAACCGAAACAGUCUCCGAGAUAACCGUCUCAGGUGCCGGGCUCAAUGGAACGCUAGCCCACUUCAACUUCACUCCAUUCUAUAACCUCACUCGCUUCGACCUCAGCCACAACAAUCUCAGUGGGCCAAUACCUCCGGAGAUAGGCCGGCUAACGGAGCUUCAGUACGUGAGUCUUCUCGACAACUAUCUCGAUGGGAAAAUCCCAUAUCAGAUUAACAAUCUUCAAAAGGUAUGGUACUUAGACCUUGGAUCAAAUCUUUUAGUAAAUCCUGAUUGGUCUAAAUUUUCUACCAUGCCUUUGUUGACCCAUCUUGCCUUUAAUUACAAUGAACUCACUUCAGAGUUCCCGGGAUUUAUACUUGAUUGUCACAACUUGACCUUCUUGGAUUUGUCCCAGAAUAUGUUCAAUGGAACAAUACCAGAAUCUUUAUUUACCAAUCUGGGCAAGCUUGAAUUCCUUAAUCUUACUGAUAAUUCAUUCCAAGGACCAUUGUCACCAAACAUUUCCCACCUUUCCAAGCUCAAAGAUCUUCGUCUAGGACGAAACCAUUUCAGUGGCCUUAUUCCUGAGGAUAUUGGAGUAUUGUUCAAUCUUCAAACUAUAGAAUUGUACAACAAUUCAUUAGAAGGGAGAAUUCCUUCUUCAAUAGGCCGACUUAAGGAGCUCGGGAGACUCUAUCUUUUCUGGAAUGGCUUGAAUUCUACAAUUCCUUCUGAGCUUGGGUUUUGUACAAACCUCACCUCCUUGUUUCUGGCUACAAAUUCAUUCACUGGGGAAUUGCCUUUGUCCUUGGCCAACCUGACUAAAAUUACAGACUUGGAUUUAUCUGGUAAUUCUCUCUCUGGUAGGAUCUCGCCGUAUUUUCUCUCCAGUUGGACCGAGUUAAUCGAUUUACAACUUCAAGAUAAUCGUUUCUCUGGAGAAAUUCCACCGGAAAUAGGCCUAUUGACAAAGCUCCAAUAUCUUUUUCUGUUUAAUAAUAGCCUUUCUGGUUCAAUUCCCUCCGGGGUUGGGAGGUUGAAAGAUUUGCUGUCAUUAGACUUUUCACAAAACCAGCUCUCUGGUCCGAUUCCUCUUACAGUUGGGAACCUCACAAACCUUCAAUUCUUACAACUUUUCUCCAACAAUCUCACUGGUACAAUCCCACCAGAUAUUGGAAAUAUGACAUCUCUGCAAACUCUUGAUCUCAAUUCUAACCAACUUGAAGGGGAGUUGCCAAACACCAUUUCUCAGCUCGGUAAUUUAACGACAAUCUCUCUUUUCACCAAUAACUUCUCGGGCACUAUUCCGAGUGACUUUGGAAAGUAUAGUCCUCUUAUCAGUGUUAGCUUUUCCAACAAUAGCUUCUCUGGAGAAUUGCCACCUGAAUUGUGCAGCCGCUUUGCUCUUGAAGUUUUCACUGUGAAUGGCAACAACUUCACAGGGCAGUUGCCAGACUGCUUGAGAAAUUGCUCGCAACUAAAAAGGGCGCAGUUUGAUGGGAACCAAUUUAAUGGAAAUAUUACAAAUGCUUUUGGAGUUCAUCCAAAUCUUGGUUUCAUUUCUCUUAGUGACAAUCAAUUUGUUGGUGAAAUCUCAGCAAAAUGGGGAGAAUGCAAAUCUCUCACCAAUUUGCAGAUGGGCAGAAACAGAAUUUCUGGAAAAAUCCCAAUAGAGCUUGGAAAGUUGACUGAACUGAGCAUUUUAAAUCUGGAUUCCAACGAAUUGUCCGGGAAAAUUCCAUCUAUACUUGUGAAUUGUGAUAACUUAUUGAGCUUGGACUUGAGCAACAACAACUUGUCAGGUGAAAUACCAUACCAGCUUGGUUACUUAAACUCAUUCAUGUACUUGUUGGACCUCAGCAACAAUAGACUCUCAGGAAAACUUCCUGAAGACCUUGCAAAGCUUUCAUCAUUGAAGAGUCUUAAUGUGUCACAUAACCAACUUUCAGGCAAAAUCCCAUCGUCAUUUACCAGCAUGGUUAGCCUACGUAACAGCUCCAUCGAUUUUUCCUACAACAAAUUAACAGGUCCGAUCCCAACUAGUACCAUUUUUGAAUAUGCACCUGCAAAAGCUUAUGUUGGAAACUCAGGUUUGUGUGGAGAUGCAAAAGGACUAACUCAUUGUUACACAGAUUCCAGAAAGAAAAAGAAUUCUAAUACGACUCUGUUAGUUGUCCUCAUUCCUGUCUGCGGCCUAUUAUUGCUGCUUACAACAAUUGUUACUGGACUCAUAAUAUGUUACCGGAAGACGAAACUCUUGGAUGAAGAAAGCAGAGCAAUUUUAGAGUGUGAGGAGAAGGCUGAGUCACUGAUAUGGGGAAGAGACGGUAAAUUCACAUUCAGGGAUAUCGUGAAGGCCACAGAAAACUUCCAUGAGAAUUACUGUAUUGGAAAAGGAGGAUUUGGAAGCGUUUACAAAGCAGCAUUGCCAGCAGGUCAAAUUGUUGCAGUUAAAAGAUUUAACAUGUCAGACUCCAAUGACAUCCUUGUAGCCAGUCACAAGAGUUUUGAGAAUGAGAUUCGCAUGUUGACAGAAGUCAAGCACCGCAAUAUCAUUAAGCUUUAUGGGUUCCGUGCCACUCAGUGGUGUAUGUACUUGGUUUAUGAAUAUGUGGAGAAAAGCAGUUUGGGAAACGUAUUGUAUGGGGUAGGAGGGAAAGCAGAACUGGAUUGGGGAAGAAGGGUGAAAAUUGUGCAAGGCGUGGCUCAUGCAAUUGCAUACUUGCACAAUGAUUGCACUCCUCCAAUUGUGCACCGAGACAUAACUGUGAACAACAUCUUACUGGAGUCAGAUUUCGAACCACGACUCUCAGAUUUUGGCAUUGCAAGAUUGUUGAGUUCAGAAACAACAACAGUUGCUGGGUCUUAUGGUUACAUGGCUCCGGAGCUCGCAUUCACUAUGCGAGUAACGGAUAAAUGCGACGUUUAUAGCUUUGAAGUGGUAGCAUUAGAAGUUAUAAUGGGUAGGCACCCAAGGGAGCUUCUAUCUUCUUUGUCAUCAUCCAAAUCAACAAAAGCAACACCAAUUUCAGACAAUGCAGAAUUUCUUCUAAAGGAUGGGCUGGACCAAAGACCCCCACAACCCACAGGUAUUGCGCAGGAUGUGGCAUUUGUGGUGACAAUGGCCUUACAUUGCGUGAGUGACACGCCAGAGUCACGGCCCACCAUGCGUUUCGUGGCACAAGAACUGUCAGCUUGA
Molecule: messenger RNA, 3393 nt
Organism: Corylus avellana
Lineage: Eukaryota; Viridiplantae; Streptophyta; Magnoliopsida; Fagales; Betulaceae
Biological process (GO): protein phosphorylation
Molecular function (GO): protein kinase activity; protein binding; ATP binding
Source: RefSeq, a predicted model, not a curated record